Echinostoma caproni is the source of this 654-nucleotide messenger RNA. Lineage: Eukaryota; Metazoa; Platyhelminthes; Trematoda; Plagiorchiida; Echinostomatidae. The record is from the annotation of a GenBank genome assembly.
UUGUGGUACCUUCCGCACCACCCUGUCCUAAAGCCCAAGAAAACUCAGAAGAUCCGAGUUGCCUCCGAUUGUGCUGCCAAAUGUGCCGGGAUUGCCCUAAAUGACCGUCUAUUACAAAGCCCAGACCCAACAACUCCACCGAUUGAGGUGCUUUGCAGAUUCCGGCUGGGGUCAGUUGCAGUAGCGGCUGAUAUCGAGGAGAUGUUCAUGCAGGUCAAAGUCCCCGAAGGGCAAAGAUCCUUUGAUAACAUCGAGGAAGCAGUUCGACACGUUAGGGAUCUAUCCAAGGUACUGCUCAUGGGAGGGUUGAAGUUGACCAAGUGGAUGUCCAACAGUCGUCAUGCAAUCGAUUGCAUCCCAGUCGAUGAGCGGGCGCCGAGUCUCCGUGAAUUGCAGGGGAGUCCGUUGCAAAAAGAUAGAGCACUCGGUGUGCAAUGGGACUCAGAGAAAGACGAAUUCUUGUUCCAACUCCAGUUACCUGAGACGACAGCGACUCGCAGAGGAAUUCUGUUUUCGUUGGCCAGCCUUUACGAUGCAAUGGGGUUCGUCGCACCGUGGCUACUACCGGGCAAGAUUCUGCUGCAGGACUUGUGUAGAAAAAGGGUGAGACCCUAUGCGAGGCGGAUCACAAGACCUGGCAAAGCUGGUAGCUGA